Molecule: messenger RNA, 195 nt
Organism: Paracoccidioides lutzii Pb01
Exons: 2
Coding region: 1-195 (64 amino acids)
Source: RefSeq, a predicted model, not a curated record
AUGAAGUAUCUCAAAACACAGGCUCUCAAAUCGCGUCGUCUCCCUCCCUCCUCAUAUAAGAUCGCACUAUUAUCCGAGGAACGGUUUCUAUUGGGCCAUACUCAAGAAAAGGAGGGAUGGAGCCGCGGAAAACAACAGGAACCGGAAACUCAUAAGCGACCAGAACGGAAUGACGAAACCGAGGUGAAAGAUUGA